Megalobrama amblycephala (Wuchang bream) is the source of this 2930-nucleotide messenger RNA. RefSeq names its product Kruppel-like factor 12b (gene klf12b). Gene Ontology annotation, biological process: regulation of transcription by RNA polymerase II. Gene Ontology annotation, molecular function: DNA-binding transcription factor activity, RNA polymerase II-specific; RNA polymerase II cis-regulatory region sequence-specific DNA binding. Bases 402 to 1445 code for a protein of 347 amino acids. The transcript has 7 exons. Lineage: Eukaryota; Metazoa; Chordata; Actinopteri; Cypriniformes; Xenocyprididae. The record is from RefSeq and is a predicted model, not a curated record.
UUCUCAGUCAAUAAAACAAUAACAGCAAAAAGUAACGUCACAACACAAGAAGUACUGGAUGAUGUGGAUAUUUACAAUCAGCUGAGACCAAACUAUCGUUUGUCAUCGACGAACAAAGUCUUUACUACUUUAAACUCCCGCGGCCUCUGUCUACGACUUUUGAAGGAUGAGGAUACACUCAGAGUGCCACAUGCCCAGGUGACAGCGAGGACAUGAGGCUGGACUCUCUCUCUCUCUCUGUGCGUAUAAGCGUGUCGAGAAGCUUCAGAGGGUUACGGUGAGCUACUGCCAGGAAAGGCUGGCUCUGGUUCCCACAGCCAGUCCCCAGAUGCCCAGAGCGAAGAGGGCAGGGUGCCUCAUCUGCUGUGCAGAGAAUACAAAUAGACGCCAUCAAUAACAGGAUGUUAAUGCUAGACGGAAUGCCUGCAGUCCGAGUCAAAGCAGAACCUCUGGAAUCUGAGAGAGGGUCACCCAAAGUGCACGGCUAUCCUGAUAUGGAGGGGGUGCCACUCCUGCUCAGCAAAGUGAAGGCAGAACCUCCAGAAGACCUGCUCUCAUCCGAGCAGUUCCAGACCCAGACGGAACCCGUGGACCUGUCCAUCAACAAAACACGGACGUCAUCUCCUUCAUCUAACACCUCACCUGUUACCUCAGCCUUCUCUCCAUCCUCCUCUUCAUCAUCAUCGUCCUCACCUUCCGUCAUCGCCUCCGUCUCCUCGGGAAUGCCCUCCGUUUUGACACCCGGGUCGUUGGUGGGCUCUUCUCAUGGAAUUAGAGGCCAGCAGUUUUUGCACAUCAUCCACCCCGUCCCCCCUUCGAGCCCCAGUAAACUGCCCAGUCAGGUGCACCGUAUCCCUGUGGUGGUGCAGUCACUACCCCUCAUGUACACCACAGCCGUACGCUCUCCUUCCACUCUCAACUCCACCAUCAUGUUACCUCUCCUGGACGAGGCCAAGUGCCAGGGCAAAGCACAAACAGACCCCAAUGGCCUGUCGCCAAGACAAAUCAAAAGUGACAGUGAUGAUGACGACCUGCCAAACGUGACCUUGGACAGUGUUAAUGAAACAGGAUCCACAGCGCUGUCUAUAGCACGAGCAGUGCAGGAUUCCAUGUCACCAUUCAGUAUUGAGAGCAUUCGACGGCCACAGCCACCUGAUUCUCCAGACUCCAAGAAAAGACGUAUCCACAGGUGCGACUUUGCAGGCUGUAAUAAAGUUUAUACCAAGAGCUCCCAUUUAAAGGCACACCGGAGGACACACACAGGUGAGAAGCCAUACAAGUGCACCUGGGACGGCUGCACAUGGAAGUUCGCCCGCUCGGACGAGUUGACACGGCAUUACCGUAAACACACAGGAGUCAAACCCUUUAAGUGUGGGGACUGCGACCGAAGCUUUUCCCGCUCAGACCAUCUGGCCCUGCAUCGUCGCAGACACAUGCUGGUCUGAACACACUCACUCACACACACACACACACACACACACGGGAGAGCUGGAUCUCCCCCAAUAGUGUUCAGCUGGGCUGGAUACAAAAACGGCCAUCCCUGCCCCUGAGAAAGAAAGAGAGAGAGAGGAUAAAAGAGCAAGUGAAGGAGGAGUACAAUGCUUUCCCCACAUUUGCAGAGCUAAACAGGGUCCAUUCAGGGAGGGAGGAGGCUCAUCUACAGGCCUGAAACAUUUGGAGUCCAGGAUGUUUAUUGUCUCAUGUGUGUUCAAAGGAAUAUUUCACUCGGAAAAAACGUUUGUUUUCUGAUUUUUCCAUUCUGAAUCAUCAUUGUGUUCUGUUUAAACAUCGCUGCUUCUCAGUCAACAUCUACAAUGUGAAGAAAAGCAGAGUGGAAUGGCUUUACGUGUUGUUCUGGAAGAUGCAAAGGGGAGCUUGACCGGGAAUUGUAUGCUUGCACAGUUUUUUUACAUUUACCUUUUUGUGGAACAUCAAGAGCCAGACGCAUCUGUGAAGGAUCAUGCAGUUCUUCUGAUGAUGGAGACUUUGGGCCAGUGAUUCCGGACGUUUCAGAGGGUUGCCAUUUACAGGUUAACAUACCAGCGAAUGAGAUUACACAAAAAACAACCUAUAUUUUGGGUCAAUAUAUCUUCUGGUCUCCCCAACUGUUGAUUUUAAAUUGAAAUUGAUUCAAUUUGAUAAACAGACAAAACAUAUGUGGGCUUCUGCAGUCUACCAUCCAAAUUUGUCUCAAUUACAUUACACCGACUCACUAAUUAGAGUAAAUCUGUAAAUCUGGAUAAUGAGGGUCUACUCAGACAGGUAACUUGUGGUAGAAGAGCAAUAUACUCAUUCUGAGCACCAGAUGGGUGAGCUGGAAUGGCUCUCACCCUUAUACAGUACGUACUUAUCUAUCUAUCUAUCUAUCUAUCUACUUACUGUACAUAUCUAUCUAUCUGUCCAUCUGUCUGUCUAUCUAUCUAUCAAGUACGUACUUACAUCAGGUGGUUUUGAAACACGGACAAAACUUGGAUUUCUGCCAGUGCCGCUUUGUUUUCUAUAAUUCAGAUACCUCUUCUAUUUAUAGUGGAUUUCUAGCUGCCACAUUUUGGAGGUGAAGUCACUCACAACUUUGUACAAUAUGCAGAGGAAUCCUCUUGUUGAAUAUCCUCUGUUUUCUUUUCCUUUUGUGAGAUUGCUUUUGGACUAUGAAGCUUAGAUGUAAUUCAUGGUCAGUACUUACUGAAGUCCUGUAAGUAUUGUGUUAAUGCUUCAGUUAAAGUCUUUGAAAAGUGCAUCCAUUUGCUAAUUAUUUUGAAAACACUUAAUUUAGUUAAUGCAUUAGGUGACAUUGAACUAACAAUUUAUGUACACUACUGUUCAAAAGUUUGGUGUCUAUAAGAAUUUUUGAAAGAAGUAUUUUUUUCAUCAAAAAUACAGUAAAACAAAAAUAAUGUAAAUUAAUAUUACAAAUUAAAAUGGUUGUUUUC